Salvia miltiorrhiza (redroot sage) is the source of this 2949-nucleotide messenger RNA. Its product is annotated as putative late blight resistance protein homolog R1A-10. The coding region runs from base 25 to 2631 and encodes 868 amino acids. The record is from RefSeq and is a predicted model, not a curated record. Gene Ontology annotation, molecular function: ADP binding. The transcript is spliced from 2 exons. Gene Ontology annotation, biological process: defense response to other organism. Lineage: Eukaryota; Viridiplantae; Streptophyta; Magnoliopsida; Lamiales; Lamiaceae.
CCACAAUCAUAUUUCAACCAAGCCAUGGCGGCUUAUGGUGCAGCCACUUCUCUCAAGAAUACGAUCCGGCGUAUUCUACAAUCAUCUCGCAUGUCGCUCGUUUCCCACUCUCCACAAAUCUUACAACCUGCCUACGACGAGGUGGAUCGCUUGCAGAAAGAUCUGCUAAAACUGGACGACACCAGCUGCAGCAAGAUCAGGACGAAGGUGAAUGCUGCGGAUGAACGAAUCAAAGAGGCAGUUUGGGAAUUUGAAGAUUUACUCAAAUCCCAUAUCUUACAUCAGAUUCUUCCACAACUCCAAAGCGAGAGAGAUCACUUGUCAUUCUUUGUAGAUCUGCAGAAUCUGCAAUACCAUGUUGAUUGCUUCGUCAUGACGGUGAAGAUGAUGAAGGCGGAGUACAUGAAAGAAAUGAAGAAUAUGCCUGAAGAAGAAGGCGAGUCUAUUCCCUCAAGAAUUGAUUUUGGUGGAAUGAUCGAGUCAGAGAUGGUUGAAUUAUCUCAUCAUUUUGAAAAAGCUAGAGACUACCUUCUUGAAGAGAAUAACAAUCUACCCUAUUCGAUUAUUGGGAUGGCGGGCGUUGGAAAGACAACUCUUGCUAAACAUAUUUUUGAAGAUCCAUCAAUUCAGAGCCAUUUUGAGUUUCGAGCAUGGGUCAAAGUGGGCAGAAAAUGGGAAUCCGAUGAACUAUUACGAUGUGUUCUAGCUCAAGUGGAUCCCAAUGCUUACCAAAUGCUCCCCCAAGGAGAUGAUGAUAAGGAGAAAUUAGUUGAACACUUGGAAGAAAGAUUAAAGGGUAAGAAAUGUCUCAUCGUGUUGGAUGAUGUUUGGGACACAGGAGUAGCUGAUAGCUUGAUGCAUUGCUUGCAAGAAGAGAAUAUUGUUGGAAGCAUUCGAUUCUUACUUACAAGUAGACAACAAAUAAUACACACGGAUGAUGGGUAUGUAAGAGUAGGCUUGUUGAAUGAAAAAGAAAGUAAGGAAUUACUAGGUAAGAUGGUGUUUGGUGAAGAGGGUUUCCCUGCACAACUUGAGGAACUGGGAGAGGAGAUUGCGUGGAGAUGUGAAGGUCUUCCUCUUAUGAUAGUCACGGUUGCAGAGCUCCUAUCAAAAGCCGACAAGACCCCAAAAUACUGGACUGAGGUACUUAAACAACACAGUUCAAUCUUCAUGGAUGCAUAUAAUCAAAUAUCAAAGGUACUUUUUCCAAGUUAUGACUACUUACCCCAACAUCUAAAAAUGAUUUUUCUCUAUAUGGGAGCAUUUCGUCCAUAUAUUGAUAUGAUCAGACCAUCCAUGCUCAUGAAUUUGUUCAAUGCUGAGGGGUUUCUUGAACUUUUUGGAGAAAAAAGUUUUGAAGAUUUUUUCAAUAUAUGCUUGGAUAAGCUCUCUUUGCAGUACCAUCUUAUUCUCGACACAACAGGUUCAUUGUCUGUGUUUAGAAAGUAUCGCAUGCAUUCUUGUUGGCAGCACUUGUGUAAGGUGGAAGCUAGUAGGAUCAAGUUUAUGCAUGUCUUACAAAGUUGUGAUGAUGUUAUAAAAGACCAACGCUGCUUGUGUGCCCAUUCCAACUCUUUAUUUGGGUUCAAACAAGUGUAUGAUUCGAUAAAAAGUGAUUGUGAAUCCACUGCUCGUUCUCUCCUUUGUUUUGGUUGUUAUCACCCAUAUCCAGUGCCAAUACAUGCCAUGGGUUUCAAGUUGCUCAGGGUACUAUUUGCUUUUGAUGUCCGAUUUUACCAUAUCCCAGUUGAAAAUUUGAAACUAGUUUGUCUGCGGUAUAUUUCUCUAACUUAUAAUGGGGACCUCCCUCCUUCCAUAUCCAACUUUUUUCAACUUCAAGUCUUGGUUAUUGCAAGACAUACGAGCAUUAAAAAGCGUGGAGUUCAGUCAUAUAUGCCUGUACAAAUUUGGGACAUGCAAGAAUUAGAGCAUCUUGAUAUUUGGGGAAGCGACCUACCAACCCCUAAUACUGAUGAUGCUACCUUGAACAAACUCAUCUCACUUAAUGGUGUGAGUGCAAAUAGUUGUACAAGGGAAGUUCUCAAAAGAAUUCCUAACUUAAAGCAUUUAGGAAUUGAUGUGGAGUUGAAGCCUUAUGAUGAUGAUGAAACCAACCCAUUGAGUUGCUUGAGUUAUAUAUCACAACUCCAGAACUUGGACUCACUAAAAUAUGACAUCAAGAAUCCUGAGACAAAGUAUGAGUUUAAUACUAUUCAUCUUUCAAUGUUUCCAUCAAGUCUCACAAUGUUAUGUUUGAGUGGGUUGGGGUAUCCUUGGAAGUACAUGAAUGGCAUUGGUUUGGUGCUUCCAAAUCUCUUGACUCUCGUAUUAGAAUCUUAUGCCUUUCAAGGCCGAGAGUGGGAAAUAAAAUCAGGGGGUUUUCUGAAACUUAUUCACCUUCAAAUUGAAGACACCGAUUUGGUGCAAUGGAGACCUCAACGUGGAAGCUUCCCGGUGCUUGAAGUUCUAAUCGUGAAGCAUUGCUACAAAUUGCAACAACUCGAUUGGCCGAAUGAUCAUUCUCUGAUCAAACGUAUUGGAUUAGUUGACUGCAAUCCUUUAGCUGUCGCUUGUGCCAAUCAAUUAAAAGAUAAGUUUUCAUUUGAACUUAUCGUCGAAUCUUCGUUUUGAGCUCAAGUUACUCUGCAACUUGCCAUACACAGAAAAGUAAUCAAUUGAAGAUGCUGAUGCUAUUCCAGUUUGAAGCAUUGGAUGUUUGGCGGGAAAGCCACGUCAGACUCUCUCUGAGUCACCCAUCGACGGGAGGGUUUCUAUCGCACUGUGGAUGGAAUUCGACUGUAGAGACUCUAGACUUGUUUUCAACAGCAAUUUAUGACUGAUCAGUUUUACUCUUUUUGGUGAUUAGUAUGAAUUUGUAGCACAAGUAGUUGAUCGUGUGUAGCAACUUCUAAACGUUUUAUGAUUUAUUACUAUAGAUAAAGGUGUUAA